GGCGGAAGCGGCGGCUCUAUAAAGAAACCGGCUGCGUGAGCGAUGCUUCAGGAAUUUUAAACGCUAAAGCGCUUUUAUUCAUACUCGCGUAUCGUUCUUGUUUUAUUUGUAUCUCUUCCAUUGAUAAUUCGUCGCGUACGUUUGUUUCUAACGUUACCGUACAUCGCUACAUAGUAACAUCGACAUUUCCGUUUUGUAUUCGUGAAGGAUCUGACCAGCGAUUUUAACCAUGUUUCCUGAGAGCAGCACUGGGUACAGCUAUGAGGACUGCCAGGCCACAGCUGACUGGCUUCAGUCCCAGACUGCAGUGCGUCCUCUGGUGGGCAUUGUGUGUGGUUCGGGUUUGGGUGGGCUGGCUGACGCCUUGAAGGACCAGGUGGCCUUCAACUACAGGGACAUCCCCAACUUCCCCCAAAGUACAGUGCACGGUCACGCAGGACGGCUGGUGUUUGGCACUUUGAAGGGCAGACCUUGUGUCUGCAUGCAGGGACGGUUUCAUCUCUAUGAGGGAUAUCCCAUCCAAAAGAUUACGAUGCCAAUGCGGAUAUUCAAACUGCUGGGUGUGGAGACCGUGAUUCUCACCAACGCUGCUGGCGGUCUGAACCAGGACUAUAAAGUAGGCGACAUCAUGAUCAUCAAAGAUCAUCUCAACAUGCCUGGAUUUGCUGGAAACAACCCUCUGGCUGGACCCAAUGACGAUAGGUUUGGCGUUCGUUUCCCGUGCAUGUCUGAUGCAUACGAUCGAGAACUCCAGCAGCUGGCGCUCGACGUGGGUUCGGAGCUCGGUUACAGCGACUUCCUGCGAGAGGGCGUGUACUGCGUUCUAGGAGGACCGUCAUUCGAGACAAUCGCAGAGUGUCGCAUGCUGCACAAACUGGGAGCUGAUGCUGUCGGCAUGAGUACGGUUCACGAGGUGAUCGUGGCACGGCACUGUGGGAUGCACGUCUUCGCUCUGUCUUUGAUAACUAAUAAGGCGGUGAUGGACUACGACAGCGAGGAAAAGGCCAAUCAUGAGGAAGUUCUGCAGACGGGCAAACAGAGGGCGGAGCAGCUGGAGAGGCUGGUGUCCACCAUAGUCACCCGGAUAGAGCACAACAACAAUUUCUCUUAAGACUGUUCGCAGAUCAGUCGCAGACCAAAGAACGCUGAUUCAUCUAUGAACAAACAUUAUGGUUAUGGUUACAAAAACCUUGCUAUACAGGUCAAUUCCACUUGGCUCCCACUUAUUUAUAUUUGCUGAAUCUUCUUAAAGCCUUCAUUCAGUUUUGGUCUGUGAUGUUUUGCCCUUAUGUACAUAAACCCGGUCAACAGGAGAGUGCUUUAUAAAAGAAAAAUACAAAUAAUUUUUACAUUCCUCUGAAUGUUAAAGCUGAUGUUUCUUAUUUAACGUCUUCGUUAACGUUUACCAUUUGUUACUGUCUUAAUUUAAAAUUCGAAUUCUCUGUAAAACUUUGAUUGCUUUUGUGGUAUUUGUCAGUAGAUGUACAGUAAAUGCCUAUCUUAUGUGUUUUUUAACAUUUAUUAAUAAAUUUGGCUAUUUAUUA
This is a messenger RNA of Onychostoma macrolepis, 1544 nucleotides long. It is a transcript of the gene pnp5a, whose product is annotated as purine nucleoside phosphorylase 5a. The transcript has 6 exons. Gene Ontology annotation, biological process: nucleoside metabolic process. Bases 230 to 1111 code for a protein of 293 amino acids. Gene Ontology annotation, molecular function: purine-nucleoside phosphorylase activity. The record is from RefSeq and is a predicted model, not a curated record. Gene Ontology annotation, cellular component: cytoplasm. NCBI's taxonomy places the organism in Eukaryota, Metazoa, Chordata, Actinopteri, Cypriniformes, Cyprinidae.